Messenger RNA from Epinephelus lanceolatus (giant grouper), 2927 nucleotides. It is a transcript of the gene gpr45, whose product is annotated as G protein-coupled receptor 45. Gene Ontology annotation, cellular component: membrane. Gene Ontology annotation, biological process: G protein-coupled receptor signaling pathway. Gene Ontology annotation, molecular function: G protein-coupled receptor activity. Lineage: Eukaryota; Metazoa; Chordata; Actinopteri; Perciformes; Serranidae. The record is from RefSeq and is a predicted model, not a curated record.
UUUAAAUCAGUGACCACCUGCUCCUCUGGCGUCAGCAUCCUCCGCAGGCGGCACGGUGCGGAUCGAUACGGCAGUAAAAUGUUCAAAGUGGGAUAUUUUGGGAAAAGCUCGACAUGCACGGAGACAGAAACGCGAUCACCGGGCUGAGUGUCUCGACGGGGGACAAGCAUGAAACCUGACAUCAAAUCUAACGUCAAGCUUUGUGAUAGUCUGGCGACCUGUCCUCGGUGUACAUCGGAGCCAGUGCUGUUGGCAGAACCACACCUGAGACCUGAACGCCAGAAUGACCUCAACACAUCCUUAACACUGUCCCACCAUCAGGUGCAGCAGGUGGAAACCAUAGCAACAGACGUGUGUAUCCUGAGGAUGCCUCUCUGUUUUAUCAAGGUUGCAUCAGAGACUGAAGCAUUAUCCAAGAAUGAGCUUCUGCUAAGUGGAAGGAAGACAGGCUGUACCAUGGAUAUUGCCAUGGAACACCAACUGCUGGAGGAGAAAUUAAUGUGUAUACCACAACAGUAAUCAAGCAUGGAUCUUCUUUUGGGCUGACGUCCCCUGACAAUAGCUGCUAUGGCUUUUUGUAAUGAAAGCCUGCUGGAGGAGUGCAGCUUCAUGGGGCCGGACAAUGCAGAGGACACAGCUGAAAGUCUCCCGUCAGAGGCUGCAGCUCCCCUCAUAUCAGUCACUUUACGCGUGACCCUGGCAGCCAUAAUGAUCUUCAUGAUUACUAUUGGUUUCCUCGGGAACGCCAUUGUGUGUCUGAUUGUUUACCAGAAACCUGCCAUGCGCUCCGCUAUCAAUCUCCUCCUCGCCACGUUGGCCUUUUCGGACAUAAUGCUCUCUUUACUCUGCAUGCCCUUCACUGCAGUCACUGUGGCCACCGCCGACUGGAGCUUUGGGAGCGGGUUCUGCCGAGCGUCCAUCAUGCUGUACUGGCUUUUUGUCCUAGAGGGGGUGUCCAUACUCCUCAUAAUCAGCGUGGACCGCUUCCUCAUCAUUGUGCAGCGGCAGGACAAGUUGACGCCACACAGAGCUAAACUGUUGAUUGCAGGUUCAUGGGUGCUGAGCCUGUGUGUGUCUCUGCCGUCUGUAGUCGGGUGGAGGACAGGUGCAGCAAGUGUUGGGGGCGCCUGGGCGCCGCAGUGUGUGCUGGGAUACAGUGACUCUCUGGCAGACCGUGGGUACACAGUGCUGCUGGCAGUAGCAGUAUUCUUUGUACCAUUUGCUGUCAUGCUGUACUCUUACAUGUGCAUCCUCAACACAGUGCGCCGCAACACCCUGCGCAUCCACAACCACACCAGCGAGCAUUCCUGCCUGCCAGCACUCAACCAGGUCAGCAAAAUGAGACUCACGGGGCUGCAGCGGCCCCCUCAGAUCAAAGUGGACAUGAGCUUCAAGACCCGAGCCUUCACCACCAUCCUCAUCCUCUUUGUCGGCUUCUCUGUGUGCUGGCUGCCGCACACGGUGGUCAGCUUGCUGGCCGUUUUCAGCCGACAAUUCUACUACAGCUCGGUCUUCUACCCAAUCAGCAUAGGCGCCCUUUGGCUCAGCUACCUGAAGACGGUCUUCAACCCCGUCAUCUACUGUUGGAGGAUCAGAAAGUUCAGGGAGGCCUGUCAGGAGUUUAUCCCCAAGAGCUGCAGACUGUGUCCCAGAGUGCCGGGCCGGAGCCGCAGGAGAGUGAGGCCCAGCAACAUCUACGUGUGCAGCGAGACUCAGUCAGCUGUGUGAAACAAGGAAGUUGUUGAUGCACAAACCAGCAGCUGUUGACACUCCUAUCAGCUGUUUUUAACUCUAUACUAGACAAUAUACUGGACAUUGACAAAAUAAUCGCACCACAAGCAGUAACUUUCAGUGUCAACUUUUUAAGCCAGCAUCAGUGAGAAAUCCUUAAAGUGCUCAGAGAAAUUAAAUGUGAGCAUCGGCAAUUCCAUGACAACCGGAAUUGCCGAUGCAAGGAAGGUCAUGUGACACAAUCGACUGCUCAAGGACAGCUAAUGAAUGGACCUUGUGGUAAGAUUAUUGUGUCUGCUACUUUCAGUCUCAAGAUAUACCAGAUGAUUUAACUUAAGCCCCUUUUACACUGCCUGUUCAAGGUGGGAAUGCCAUUGUUAUUCCUUACCCAUAAAAGGUACGAUCACGAAAUGGGGGGCAGAGUUGUCUCGCCCUUCAGCCGGCAGCAGAGGCAGUAACAGUGCUGACAGUGUAAAAUGGACAGUAGGCAGGACAGGAUGGGCAUGACGUGUUGUGUGGAACCAGGAAAUAAAAAACCCCAGUGAGGAGCAGUUAGCGGCAAACUCAAACAAACAGAACAGCAACCAAAAAUGUCUGCAAAUUGGGGAAACAGUGAGGUCCAGGAGAUCCUUACCCUCCACACUACAGGCCAACACAGUUGUGUCACAGUACGUGUCCACAGGAUCCGUCUCUGUAAGCAGCGGUGCAAUGCAUUCUGGUUUUGAGAGACAGGGCGUCCAGUCUUCUUUAGCAUAAAUGAAUGUAGGCUACUUUAUGGAAAUCAGGAGUGCGGCGCAACUUGAUGUCUCUGGAAACUCCUCAAAAACUUCUGAGUAACCUUUGUUCAUCUAAAAUGUAGACAGAUUCAGUAACUGCACGGCUUAUUUCUCAACCCAGAUGUUUUCAGAAACACAUUUUGAUCAACUGUUCUCAUGCUUCUGCUGGAGAUAGCCGUGACAUUAUGUUAUCAGGUUUUCUGUCCGUCUGUCCCAUUCUUGUGAAUAUCUCAAGAACGACUUUAGGGAUUUUUCUUUAAAUUUGACACAAACGUCCACUUUGAUGGUAGAAGGUUAAAGAUCGAGGUCAUUGUGACCACAUCUAUUGCAUCCUUGUAAAUGUGGUAUCUUAAGAACACCUUGGGGAAAUUUCUCCAAAUUUGACACAAACGUCCUUGGACUCAAGAAUAAAUUGAUUAG